Messenger RNA from Closterium sp. NIES-65, 2010 nucleotides. The record is from the annotation of a GenBank genome assembly. Lineage: Eukaryota; Viridiplantae; Streptophyta; Zygnematophyceae; Desmidiales; Closteriaceae.
AUGGACCCAUCCGUGAGACGGGAUCCGGAGCUGGAGGGUUCCGCGGAGAGCUCGCUACCGCAGCCUGCGCCUGCCGGGCCUCGUCCGCGUCUCCCUGCGCACCCCUCCGCGAGCGAGCCCGUGCACCACUUCGAGCGGGUUCAAACGCUUCCCCAUCGUCCUGCCGCGCGCCCCGCCUCGCCAGAGUAUUCGUGGGCGCCUGCUCGUGUUGCGUCGAACCGCCCGGACGGUCAGCCGCGGCAGGAGCGCGGGUGCUCGCCUCUGCGGCACCCUCAACAGCCGCCCUCUCCUCGCCGCCCUUCUCCUGAGCGCAGGCCAGCGCUCACCGCGAGCGCGAUCCCCCGCGCAACGUUCUCCUCGGCGAUCUCCGGCGACGCCGGGGAGGGGGUCGCCUGGCAGGCCCGGGCGAGUGGGGCGCCGACUCACGUCCAUAUUGAGGUGACCAACGGUCCCCCCUUCGCCGCGGACCCAGGCCAGGUCGCUCCUCUGCGUGCGCCGACGCUGCGCGAGUAUCAGCCCGCGCGUGAGGGGAGGGCUCAGUUCCGCACCCCCCGUCAGGUUCCCGGCUUCUCUGCGCCGCGCUUGGCUGUUGGCCGGACUCCUGGCUGGCCGGCGGCGUUUCCGCGCGAGGCGCAGACUGCACCUCUCCCCACUCGCGCGGGGAGAGACCCCAUGCUGACCAUGUGCCGGGUUCUGAAUCUGGCGGAGGCGUGCGAGGUGGUGGCGAACUUGCAGCUGGCGGUGUGUGGGGCCAUGAGGAGCUUUCCGAGCAGUUUUGCGCUGGUGUACCGUCACGAGCUGGGCAUGAACUAUGCGCGCGUGCUGCCCAAUCUCAUCGUCGGCUCCUGCCUGCAGGCAAGUGCCCUUGCUUGCCGCCUCUACUACUACCUCAAAUCUCUUUCCCCUACCACCUUUUCCCCCUUGGAUCUGGACCACCUUCGGGACGUGGAGGGCGUGGGGGCGGUGCAGUGCCUGCAGCGUGACUCUGACCUCGAUUACUUCGAUCUGGAUAUCAACCCGAUCAUCGAGCGGGCGGCAGAGCGCGGCGACAUUCGGCACUUGUGGACGGAAAUCAGCUGCCAAGGGCUGCUCCACGCCACAGCACUGCAUCUUGGCUGUCCCAUCUUCCCAUCUCGUUCCUCCUUCCCUUUCUUCUCUCUGUCACUUGAACCAUCCCAACCUUCCCACCCGCCCCGUUCUCCCAGGGACUUUGACCCCUUUGAUCUGCGCAUGCAGCUGCCAAGGGCUGUAGCAGCGCUGCACAAGGCAGUGAUGGAGUGUGGAACUGCGUAUGUGCACUGCACUGCCGGCCUCGGCAGGGCCCCGGCUGUAGCGGUGAGGCUUGGCUCUAGCGUUUGUUAUCAUUGCCAUCUCCGCCCUCUCCGCCCUAUCCUCUUCUCUGCCCUGCCCCUCACCCCCCUUUCUGCUCCUCUCCCCAUCUAUGCUCUUCUCCCCCUUUUCUGCUCCUUAUCCGUCUUCACUCCUCUUCACCCCUCUCCACCCCUGUCCACGCCUGCCCCACUCCAAUCCUCACAGCUUGCCUAUAUGUGGUGGAUGCGCGACCUUCAACUGGAAGAGGCAAAUGAAAUCCUGCAGCUAACGGGCAAUCCCCUGGAGCAAGUGGAGAUCAACUGGAGGAACCGAGGAGUCAAUGAGACCGUGGAGGUGGCGGGGCUGGAUGUCGGCUGGCACCAUGUGAGUGGCUGGCCAGUGGCUGCCUUGUGCCAUGUGCUGGCAUGCCGGUGGCUGGCAUUGUGCCGUGCUGUGAUCGGCACAUACUAUUACAAGCAUAUCGUGAACGGCACACACUGGUCAUACAACCCCGAUGCGCCUCUCACUCCACCCGAUCGUGACUACAAUGUCAACAACUACAUCGAGGUCGUGGGCUCUUCGCUUGACCCAGCAGCACGUGACCUGCGGAAGAGGAUUAUGCAGGAAGGGGCUCCUCUAACCCAAGAAGAUAGAGCAGCAGUGGUUGCCAAGAUUAUUGAGAUUGCAGGGACUUGGUAG